AUGAUAGAUCCGGAUACAGGAUCAUCAAAUAAUAUCUCACCAACUAUUAGUAUAUCUAGAGUUGGAAUGUUACAGCAAGGUGGCGGAUAUGAUUCAAUUGGGUCAUCAAAUAGUAUGAUGAAUAUUGAUGAUACAGCAAGUAAUAUAAGUGGUGUUAGUAACUUUUAUAUGAAAUCAUCAUUAAAAAAUCAUAAUAAUAAUAAUAAUAAUAAUAGUAAUAACAGUGAAUUAUCACAAUCACCAAAGAAAAAAUUUGGAAUUUCAUCACAUCAUCAAGGUAUUCAUUUUUCAAAUUUAGGAGGAUGGUUUUCAAUGUCACAUUUACAUAAUACACAAAAAUCAUUUACAGAUUUAAGUCAAAAGAUAUUUCAUGGAAAGGGUAUAAAGAAACUUAGAAAUAUGAAAAAGAAAAAGAGAAUUAAAAAAAGUAAAGCAUCUUAUAUUAGAAGAAGGAAACUUAGUAAAUUAAUGAAUAGUAGAGUAUCAAUGAUAAUAAUGAUAGUUGCGACACUAUUCCUAUUAUAUAUUGAUGAUAUUUUGUAUACAUCAUUGGCACCAAAUUCACCGGCCACAUUUAAUUCAGUAUCGGUUUUAAAGGUUAUUGUAUUUUUUAUAUUUGUAAUUGAUUUAAUAUUUCAAAUCUAUGUUCAAAGAUUGGCAUAUAUUUUAACAUUAUUCUUUCCCAUUGAUUUAAUAUCGAUUGCAUCAUUGGUGCCAGAUGUAGUUGGAUACGUUUUCAGUGUCACUAGUUUAUUGUAUGCAUUAAAUUCAUUAUCAAUAUCUAGAACUGCCAGAGUUGCAAGAAUGGCAUCUCGGUUAUCAAGAAUCGCAAGAAUUAUAAACUUUUUCGAUGUUUUUCAAUGUGGUAAACGUGUGGAUGAUAAACCAAAGAAUGAGAUAUCAGUAUCUGUUGAACCAAGUACAAUUGGAAAGAAACUAUUGGCUAAAACAUCUCAUAAAAUUGUGGUAAUGUGUUUAUUGAUUGUAUUGAUCACAACAUUAACUUCACCAGCACCAGAUUCAGAUCCAUAUUUUACUUCAAUCUUAGAGUUAUUGGUUAUUUCUGCUAAUCAAAAUGGUAUAAACUCUCAAGCAUUUACAACAUCAUUUAAUGAAAUUCAAAGUAAUAAAGAUACAGUUGACCUUUUAUACUUAAAAGUUAAUGGUAUCGAUGUUUAUCAAUCAUCAAUUAAUACAGACGAAUGGUAUCCAAGUUGGAUUAUUAAAAAUUCAUUCAAUGGUUCAGAUAUUAAUGAAAUGUGGGUAAACAAUCAAAAGAAUGAACAAUAUUUAGCAGCUUUAUCAAUUACAAUGACAACUUGUUUAAUAAUUAUACUUUCAUUUGGAACUUUAUUAAUUUCAAGGGAUUUUCAAAUUUUAGUUAUAAAACCAAUUGAAAGAAUGAUAUCAUUAAUUAAAAAGAUCUCAUCAAUGGAAAGAGGGUAUGACAGUGAUUAUGACUCCGAUCCAGAUGAUGAAUAUACAAAUCAAACCACUGAAGAUGAUGGUAAUUGUGGUGCAGAUGAUGGUGAUGCUAAAAAUAUAAAUAUGAAUGAUUUAGAAGUUGGUGGAUUUUCAAGUGCAGGUGAUUCAGAUUUUGAAAGUUUUGGAGAAUAUGGUUCAGAAGAAAAUGAAACAGAAAUUCUUGUAGAGGUUUUAAAUGAAUUGGCAUAUAAAAAAUUAUCAAAUCAAAAUAAUGAAAGAAUUCAACAUGAAAAUAAACAAAAAAUAGUUGAUGGAUUGAAUUGUUUAUUGGCAAAUAUUAAAUCAUUUGCACAAAGAAAACAUUUUACCAGUGAACUUAAAAUUUAUAAUAGAAGACAUAGAAUUGUUAAAGAGAUUUUAACUACUGAACAAACCUAUUGUAAUUCAUUAUCAACAAAGAUUGAAGUUUUCAUUUUACCAUUACGUAGUAAAUCGAUUAUUUCAAAUGAUGAUCUUUCAACUAUAUUUAGUAAUUCUGAAGUUAUUCAUCAAUUUAAUAGUGGAUUUUUAGCAUUACUAGAGGAGAAAAUUAAUAAUUGGUCUACUAAUCAAUCGAUUGGUGAAGUGUUUAAUUAUUUGGAGAAUUCAGUUCAAUGUUAUAGUACCUAUGUAAACAAUUAUAAUAACUCAAUAAAGGCAUUGGAAGAUUGUAAGAGAGAUAAUGAGAAGUUUGUAGAGUUUUUAGCGGACCAACGUGAAAAGGCAUCGAUAGAGUUACCAGGUUAUUUAAUUAUGCCCGUUCAACGUAUGCCACGUUAUGUGAUGUUAUUAGAGGAUUUAUUAAAACAUACAGCACCUCAACAUUUCGAUUUUGAACCAAUUGAUAAUGCUGUUAAAUCAUUAAAGAAAAUAACGGUACAAUUGAAUGAAAGAAAGAGAGAAUCAGAGAACAAACAAUCGAUUCAAGAUAUCUAUAUGCAAUUGGUACCACCAAUUCAAGACAUUUUAACACCUGGAAAUUGUAUAGCUGCAAAUUCAAAAUUAAAACAAGACUCUCUUAAAUUCCAUUUCAUCCUUUUCCAAACUGGUCUAUUAAAAGUUGAAAAGAGUCAUGACGAAUUACAUGUUAAACAAUAUUAUCAAAUUAAAGAUAAACCAAUCGUAUUAACUGUACUCCAAGAUGUACCUUCAAUGAAAUUCUUUAAUGCUUUUCAAAUAAAGAUUGAGGAUGAACAUGAACUAUUACUCUUUGCAAAAACUGAAGAAAUUCGUAAUCAAUGGAUAAACGCUUUAACUCAAUUUACAAAAGUUCAAACUCAACGUACAAAGAGUGUUUUAAUGAUAAAUUCUCAUCUUCGUAAAUCAACCAUUAGUCGUGGUAGUGGUUCAAAUAUACUUCAAAAUUCACCUUUAUCAACUUCAAGAUUAUCUUAUUCUUCAAAUUCUGGUUCUCAAAGUGGUGGUAGUAGUAGUAGAAAUUUAAAUAAAUAA
Dictyostelium discoideum AX4 is the source of this 2916-nucleotide messenger RNA. RefSeq lists its product as hypothetical. Lineage: Eukaryota; Evosea; Eumycetozoa; Dictyosteliales; Dictyosteliaceae. The transcript has a single exon. Gene Ontology annotation, molecular function: guanyl-nucleotide exchange factor activity. The record is from RefSeq and is a predicted model, not a curated record. The coding region runs from base 1 to 2916 and encodes 971 amino acids.